AUUACUAAAAUAACUCUAAUAAUGAAAGAAAACGAAAUUAUAAAAUCAGUAAAGAAGAGAGGCAGACCACCAAAAAGAAAGAGUCUCAAAAAUUACCAAAAAAAUUGCGAAAAACCCUCAAAAUCCUCAUCUCUAGUCACAAAACUACCAAAAUCCAGCUGUAAGGCCAAAUUCAAUUCAAAAUCAGUCUGAAAGCAGUUGACUUCUGAAUCAAAGACAUUUCCUUCAUUGAAACCUACCAUUUCUAAAUGCCUUAAAUCCAGAACUUUGUCAGAAGAAGAACUUGACCCAAAUAUCAAGACAAAGAAAAGAAAAUAGAGGAAGACCAAGGAAGAAGAGAGAGUUGAAAGAACAGGAGAAGGCUAUUGUCAACCCUAAUAGAACUAGAAAUGAUGAAGAAGUAAAGCAAGAUAUCCUUCAAAAUCCUGUUGCAAAUAAUUCUAUCAAUUCUCAAAUCUUAGUAGAAGCUUUUAACCCGUUUCUAGUAUCCCUUGGCAAGAUCGGAGACUCACUAGAGAAAGCUACUCUAUUAUCUCUUCAAAUCUGCAGCAUUCUUAAGGAAACAAUACCCAAAGUACAGAAUUGCAGCUGUCAAAAACCAGUGGAGCCUCAGCAGCUCAAAGCCCAGCCUACUGAAGAGUCAUGUCCUAUCGAGUUUAGCGAAAAGGAGCAAGCGGAGUCUCAAGAGGAAUCACAAAUGAAUCUGCAAGUGGCAGAUCCUACUCCAAUGCUCGAGUGCGAUGGAAUCAAGGAGCUGUCCAGUGUGGUCAAGUCUAAUUUUGGCAAGAUAAGAAGAUUAGCCAAAAAGACAACAUAAGCCCAAAAUCCCUCUUCACCCAUAAUUCUGCAUUCUAAAUAAAAAUCUUCAACCUCAACUCUU
This is a messenger RNA of Moneuplotes crassus, 880 nucleotides long. The record is from the annotation of a GenBank genome assembly. Lineage: Eukaryota; Ciliophora; Spirotrichea; Euplotida; Euplotidae.